AUGGUUUUCGGCCAGAGGGGAGCACGCCCCUCCAGUGCAUCGCAUACUGCUGCUGCGUUCUACAUGCACCGUCGCUGCCGACAUCUCCCUACAUACGCGCAACCGCGGCUCGAAUCUGCUUUUGCGGGCUAUCCGACGACCGAGAGAGGCUACGGACGCUCUCAGCCCAGCACUUGCUUCGCCGCCCACGACGACGACGACUUGAUCCCCGAAGUGAUACAAUCCCCGGUCUUUAACGUGGAUCUCUCUCGCAUCCGCCUCAACGACGCCCUGAUAUUUCACGGGCUCGACUUUGUCUACGACAACUUCGCCUCUCGUAUCGACAAAAGGCAACAUAAGGACCAGCUAGGCACCGGACCAUCCUACGGAUUUCUGUUUUUAACUGCCUAUGAUCGUGCUUUGUUUAUAAAGAUUUUCAAUCGCUGGUCAAGGCUUCGCUACAAUAGCGGCCAACUCCACCCUUUCUGCAGCAUAUAUAUCCACCCUGGAACGAACCAGAAGAGUCCUAUACUUCGACUACUAAUCUCCGCGUUGUCGAUGAUUACACUACCGCUGGAGGUUGAUGGCGCGCAUGCGGCUCAGGUCUGUAGACCGAUUGUCGCUAGGAGAAUUACAAUCUGCGUCUUCCGUGCUGAUGAUGAUGCCGCCAUCUCCUCCGGACUACUUCAAAAACCGUGCAAUAUCCCUGCUGGCUAG
Molecule: messenger RNA, 696 nt
Organism: Myxozyma melibiosi
Lineage: Eukaryota; Fungi; Ascomycota; Lipomycetes; Lipomycetales; Lipomycetaceae
Exons: 3
Coding region: 1-696 (231 amino acids)
Source: RefSeq, a predicted model, not a curated record